AUGCAGCCAGAGUCUCCAAACGAAUUCGAAAACGCCUCCACUCCACCAAUUGCCCCCGGAAACCCUCAACUAUUCUCCCAGCAUGGACAACGCCGCGAUGAUGACCCGCAGCCUCCUCUGCAAUCUUACCUACAGAGGUCGCGAGGAGAAUCUGAGUCACCGUCCGGUGGCGACACGCGCGACGCGACGCGUUCUGAGUCGCGCAGUGCGAAUGGCGAUGUUGAGACCGAGGGAUUGAAAGGUCUCAGACUGUCGACACCUCCGCCGAGGAAUAGAAUUGACGAAUAUGAGAAAGCACUGUCCAAACCUGCAAGAAAACACACUGAAGGGCCUCUGUUCGAGGUCAUUAAGAGCAACCGGAAGCCUGACGACAAGCGGUCUCCAAUCGCGCAUCUGCCCAAUGAGGUCUUGAUACACGCCAUUGCGCACUUGUCGCCGAAUGAUCUCGCCGCUGUUGCGCUUGUUUCUCGACGCUUUAACGACCUUGUCACGACACCGCACGCGUGGCAAGUAGCUUUUGCCCGCUAUUUCCCGGGUCCGGCUGCUCUGGAAGAUGCUUCAUUCCGCGCGAACGCAGACGAAAAUGGCGAUCAUGUGCGUUCUGAAAAGAGGAGGUUCACAAGACUAACCGCACUGGCAUCUUGGAGAAGCGAAUACAUUUUGCGUACUAGGAUGCUGCGCUCUCUGGUACGUGGCAAGCCCAUGCAGGAUACCUCGACCCCGUCUCGCGCUGGUCUAGUGCAAAGUGUUCACCCCGUGGUGACCUAUGAAGCCAAAACAUACACAACGAUCAACCACCUACACGCUUCGUUCGGCACCGGCCUCAACAAGAAAGAGCCCCGUUUCAUACAUGGCGCAGAUGAUGUUGGUAUGGUGACUGCGAGCGACCCGACAGUCGCAAAGGUAGAUCCCUGGGGUCUAAGUGACCCCAACUUCUACAGCCAAUUCUCAGAACGCUUUCCUGGUACUGCCGAGUGGGGGCUUGGACCUGGGGAAGUCGUGGGAUGCCCGAACGUUAUGGACGUAUCGCAGCCUCACGGUAUGAUUUACGGUCAAGGCUGCCCGGAAGGCUCGUGCUACUACCGUGCUACUGACGAGAUGCGCGGCCGUUUUAUCGCAGAGCCUCUGGACUUUAGCAAUCCUGAACUUGGGAUACCUAAGCUGGGUCUUGAUUGUGGGGCUAUUUGCUGUGUAUGGAUCGCAAAGUCAAACACAAUACCAACACUCUCACAAGGCACCAUCGGCAUGAUGAUGGGCUCUGCUGCUGGUGUUGUCACCGCUUGCAGUGUCGGCACAGAUGGCGUAAAGGCGUCACGCCUGCAGCGUGGCGAGCUGACUGCUCGUUGGAUUCUCAGCCCUGGUGUUCCAAUCAUCUCCAUCGUCGUGGAUGACAACUACUCUUCUAAGCGACAAACCCAGAAUCGUAUCUGGGCAGUGGCUCUAAACGCGCUUGGCGAGCUGUUCUACCUUACCAAGUUCCCCUCUCGUAGCCAAGCUACCACGACCGAUAUCGCGGAACCUGCAGAGUACUUGGCCUGGCUCACAGGACGAAGCGUCUAUUGGAGUCUCGUUGAGCCUAGUCGGCGUGCCGCAAGACCGGAUCCAUACAGCGAUGCUGAGGUUGAUGGAAGCUAUUCGCCUCGUACGUCAUGGGAUGGGAUGGGCUUGGGCAAGCAACAGAUUGCUGCGGAGACAAGGGAAAUUCAACAGUUCUUACGCAAACCGCCUAAAGACUUUCGUAAGUCUUGUCUCGGCUGGGACAUGCGCAGGCGCCUCGAAGUUGAUUUCGCUGGCGAUGAUGGCAACGAUGCCGGCGAAGCUAUGGUUGUCUUUGAAUGUGGACUCGACGAAGGAAACAGUGCCGACGUCACUCGCUACACUCGAUGGAACACACACGAGAAAGACAAGAGCACUACCAAUUCCGCCCGUACUGCAACGCCACAGAUGUCCCAACCUACGUCGCUAUUUGGCGGAUCUGGUACCGGGACUCCGGAUGCUAUCAAAGUACCUUUACGCAACCGCAGCUCUUCAUACAUAUCGACCAGUAGCUCACCUGAGCGAGCCGACCUCGUGGAAGAGUGGCGGCGCUCCAAAUUUACCUUCGGCGGUUUCAAAGGGACUCGACUAGCAGUGACGACGCUGGACAUCUCUACUUUUGCAACAAUGACGCUAUCGGAAGAUCCAGCACUUGGGUUCUCGACAGCCUCCACAGCAUCGUCGCCAUACUCUUCGCCAAUGUCUGUUGCAAGCCAACCAGCUUCACCUGCGGAUAUUCCAGGUCAGCGGGCCCGACUUAUAGCUGCAGGCACAAAAGGUGGAGUCGUACUUCUUUGGGACGUGAGAGCCCCGGUUUCACGCUCCUUAGAGUAUUCCAACAACAUCGAGCCGCUCCGAAUCAUCUACACUGACUCGCCUGAGAUCUCAUCUUUAGCCUUAACCUCCCUCUACCUUGUCGCUGGUGGCAAUGACGGUCUGGUGCAAGCAUGGGAUCCGCUUGCAUCCAGCAUGUCGCCCAUUACGACGUUACACUCACGUCAUGCGUCUCGCGCUCGAAGAAGACUCGUGCAAGCGCAAGCGUCCGCGCAAGGUGUAGGCAUCAACAUGUUUGCCGCUGGCGCCGUAUGUCUAGACCCAGAUCCGACUGUCCUGCGAGGUGCCGUUUCAUUGGGCAAUCAGCUACGCUGGUGGAGUUUCAGUUCUGCGGCUGCCGACCAGUAUAAAAGCAGCAAGCGCCGCCUUCGCCGAACUGAGCGCGGUACGAAUCAGGCCAACGAACGCUUCACCGGUACUGGGAGAGUGAACCUGAAAGGCUACAUCGAGAACGAACAAUUCGAGCUAGAGCGCGACAAGGUUCAGAGACGCAAACAGGCUGAGCGGCAGGCUGCUCGCUUCGGUACCGAACUACUCGACGACGAAGACGAAGCACUUGCUUAUGCCGCGAUUCUGUCUCAAGAAAGCUUGGAGGCGGAGGAGAGGAAGCGUCGUGAAAGCGAAUUCAUCGAACUAUCCCGGCAGGAGACUGUCAAACCUGAAUCCAUUCAUUCUAAGGUUCCUUCACAGAAUGGGACGGGUGAUGAAGAAAUUGACCCCGACAUCGCAGAAGCCAUUCGGCUCUCCCUUGAGGAAAGCAAUGGUGGUGGAUCCUACUCCGAUCCAAUGGACUCCCCUGCGUUUGAUAUACCCAUCAAGUACGCCAAAGGCAAGAAGUCUGCUUCGCCGUGGAGUAGUCCAGCCAAGAAAGGCAAGGCAAAUGCUGGCUCGAGUAAUGGCAACGAGUUGUCAGAUCUUGAGUUCGCGAUGCAGCUGAGUCUCGCCGAAGAGCAGAGUCGGAAAGAGUUGGAGGAGGAUCAGUUCCCGGCGCUGAGUCCGAAGCUCGAGAGUUGGAAGGGGAAUGGAAAGGGGAAGGGGAAGAUGUGGUAG
This is a messenger RNA of Ascochyta rabiei, 3420 nucleotides long. RefSeq lists its product as uncharacterized. Lineage: Eukaryota; Fungi; Ascomycota; Dothideomycetes; Pleosporales; Didymellaceae. The record is from RefSeq and is a predicted model, not a curated record. Gene Ontology annotation, cellular component: proteasome regulatory particle, base subcomplex; nucleus; cytosol. Bases 1 to 3420 code for a protein of 1139 amino acids. Gene Ontology annotation, molecular function: polyubiquitin modification-dependent protein binding. Gene Ontology annotation, biological process: proteasome-mediated ubiquitin-dependent protein catabolic process. The transcript has a single exon.